UCUUCCCUCGCAGCCGAGGAGGCAGCAAUUACGCUUUGGGGAUAAAACGAGGCGCGGAGAGCAGGCUGGGGCAUUUCUCCCUGAGAUGGCGGGUCCGACAGCUACAACCCUGUGGCCUGGAGUCCUCCUGCUCCUGCUGUCCAUCAUCCACCCCUCGCAGCCUGGAGGGGUCCCAGGAGCUAUUCCUGGAGGAGUUCCCGGAGGAGUUCCCGGAGGACUUCCUGGAGGAGGCUUUUUCCCAGGGGCUGGUCUCGGAGGCCUGGGAGGAGGAGGGCUGGGACCUGGAGGCAAACCACCCAAGCCAGGGGCUGGACUCGGGGCAUUUGGACCAGGUGCUGGAGGGCUGGCCGGAGGUGGCCUUGGGGCAGGGCUCGGCGCCUUUCCUGGGGGCGCCUUCCCGGGGGCUCUGGGGCCUGGCGGAGCGGGUGUCUCUCCUGCAGCCUAUAAAGCUGCCGCCAAGGCUGGUGCUGGGCUUGGCGGUGUUGGCGGGCUUGGCGGUGUUGGCGGGCUCGGCGGUGUUGGCGGGCUCGGCGGUGUCGGUGGCUUAGGAGUGUCUACAGGUGCAGCGGUGCCUCAGCCCGGAGCGGGAGUCGGAGUCGGAGCUGGAGGGAAGCCUGGGAAAGUGCCGGGUGUGGGCCUACCAGGUGUAUACCCAGGUGGAGUGCUCCCAGGCACAGGAGCUCGGUUCCCAGGUGUGGGGGUGCUCCCUGGGGUUCCCACUGGAACAGGAGUCAAGGCCAAGACCCCAGGUGGAGGGGGAGCUUUUGCUGGAAUCCCAGGAGUUGGACCCUUUGGGGGUCAGCAGCCUGGAGUCCCACUGGGGUACCCAAUCAAGGCACCCAAGCUGCCAGGUGGCUAUGGACUGCCCUACAGCACGGGGAAACUGCCCUAUGGGUAUGGGCCUGGAGGAGCAGCAGGAGCCGGGGCCAAGGCCGGGUACCCAACGGGGACAGGGGUUGGUCCCCAGGCUGCAGCAGCAGCAGCUAAAGCAGCAAAGUACGGUGCCGGAGGAGCCGGAGUUCUCCCUGGUGUUGGUGUUGGAGGUGCCGGCAUUCCUGGUGGGGCUGGUGGAAUUCCUGGGAUUGGAGGCAUUGCAGGGGUCGGGACUCCAGCUGCUGCUGCGAAGGCGGCUGCAAAGGCAGCUAAAUAUGGAGCUGCUGGAGGCUUGGUACCUGGUGGCCCAGGAGUUGGAAUCCCUGGUGUUGGAGUCCCUGGUGUUGGGGGAAUCCCAGGUGUUGGGGGAAUCCCAGGUGUUGGGGGAGUCCCAGGUGCUGGAAUCCCAGGUGUUGGAGGAGUGCCAGGUGUUGGAGUCCCAGGGGCUGUGUCACCAGCUGCAGCUGCUAAAGCAGCCGCCAAAGCAGCCAAAUAUGGGGGCAGAGCCGGAGUGGGAGUUGGAGGUGUUCCCACUUUCGGGGUUGGUGCUGGGGGCUUUCCGGGCUACGGUGGUCUUGGAGCUGGAGUCGGUGGUCUUGGAGCUGGAGUCGGAGGUGUCCCUGGAGCUGCUGCAGCCCAGGCAGCCGCCGCCAAGGCCGCUAAGUAUGGUGCUGGAGGAGCAGGAGGCCUGGGAGGGCUGGUGCCAGGUGCCAGAGGCAUUGUACCAGGUGUGCCGGGAGCUGGAGGGGUGCCAGGAGCUGGAACCCCAGCAGCUGCAGCCGCCAAAGCAGCCGCCAAAGCUGCUCAGUAUGGGUUAGGCCCUGGCGUUGGCGGGGUUCCCGGCCUUGGCAUUGGCCCCGGCGUUGGCGGGGUUCCCGGCCUUGGCGUUGGCCCCGGCGGUGUCAUAGGAGCAGGGACCCCGGGUGCAGGCAAAUCUGCUGCUCAGUUGGCCGCCAAAGCCCAGCUCCGGGCGGCCGCUGGCCUUCCUGCUGGCGUUCCUGGAUUUGGAGCUGGUGCUGGCGUUCCUGGAUUUGGAGCUGGUGCUGGCGUUCCAGGAUUUGGAGCUGGUGCUGGUGUUCCCGGAUUUGGGGCUGGUGCUGGUGUUCCCGGAUUUGGGGCAGGUGCAGGACCUGGAUCCUUGGCUGCUGCUAAAGCAGCCAAAUAUGGAGCAGGCGGGCCUGGGGGCCUUGGAGGGGUUGGAGGUCUUGGUGGAGCAGGUGUCCCAGGCGGUGUGGCAGGAGCCGGACCUGCUGCCGCGGCUGCUGCCGCCAAGGCUGCUGCCAAAGCUGGCCAAUUUGGCCUCGGGGGAGCCGGUGGACUCGGAGCUGGUGGGCUUGGAGCUGGAGGACUGGGACUUGGAGGGCUUGGGGCUGGUGGAGCUGUCCCAGGGGCUGGCUUUGGAGGUGUGUCCCCAGCUGCAGCUGCUAAAGCAGCCAAAUAUGGUGCCGCUGGCCUUGGAGGUGUCCUAGGAGCUGCCAGGCCAUUCCCAGGAGGAGUUGCAAGACCGGGCUUCGGAUUGUCUCCUAUUUUCCCAGGUGGCGGAGCCGGAGCCGGGGUCGGAGCUGGGGGCCUGGGAGUUGGUGGCAAACCUCCCAAGCCCUACGGAGGUGCCCUGGGAGCUCUAGGAUACCCAGGUGGAGCCUGCCUGGGGAAAUCCUGUGGCCGGAAGAGAAAGUGAGCUUCCCAGGACCCCUGACUCACGACCUCAUCAACGUUGGUGCUACUGCUUGGUGGAGAAUGUAAACCCUUUGUGACCCUCCCCUCUACGCCCCCUCCUAAGUCCCCACCUCUGGAGGGGACAGGGCUGGCCGGGCGGACUUGGAAAUCCACAGGACAAGGAAACAAGAGAACGGUGGCCAAGUGGGCCCUGGGAAGCCCCUACUUCAGAGGCGAGGGGUGGGUGGGCUUGGCCCCCUGCCCCCACCCCCUUCCCACCCAGGAGCUCCCCCUCCGUACACUCUCCAUCUCCAGGGGAACUUGGUGCUAAGUGCUGGUGCUCUCAUCUUCCCCGGGGAGGGAGGAGGGAAGGGCAGCCCCUCUGCAAGUCCCCUCCCUGGGGCUCCUCUGAAAAUGGUGCAGACACUUCCUGGGCAGUCCCACCUCCCCCUGCCCACCAGGACCCACCCCUGGCUGCGGUCCAGUUGGUACCCAAGCAUCACAAACCUCAAGCUGGAUUCGGUCACACCAUCUCUUGGCCCCGUUGGCCCCCUUCUCCUCCACCAAUCACUAUUCCCCAUAUCUGGGGCACCUCCGAUCAGAAGAACGCCAAUGGGAAUAGCCCUCUUUCUCUUGUGGAAUUCAUCCGCCCAUCUGUCCAUCCAUCCAUCCAUCCAUCCAUCCAUCCAUCCAUCCAUCCUUGCCCUCAGUUGUCCGCCUGGCACCACUAGCUGGCUGGGCACCCCAACCACCAACCUGGUUAACCUGUCAUGGCAGCAUGUGCCCUGCCUUUGCCCCACCACACACACCCCUACAAAGGGGCCCAGGGUGUGAGGGGCUGUGCCAGCGGGGGCGGCAGGAAUCUCCUCCCUAACCUGGGUCCCCCCACGCAGUACUGUAUCCCCCAUCCCUCCCUCGAGCCACUGUACUUCACAGCAUCUCCCACCCCUGCCCCGCCCAUCUCUUUGUGUCUCGCUGUGAUAGAUCAAUAAAUAUUUUAUUUUUUGUCCUGGA
This is a messenger RNA of Eptesicus fuscus (big brown bat), 3543 nucleotides long. RefSeq names its product elastin (gene ELN). The record is from RefSeq and is a predicted model, not a curated record. Bases 86 to 2551 code for a protein of 821 amino acids. Lineage: Eukaryota; Metazoa; Chordata; Mammalia; Chiroptera; Vespertilionidae. Gene Ontology annotation, molecular function: extracellular matrix structural constituent. The transcript has 37 exons.